AUUUAAUUAGAAGGAAUGGGAGGCUGAUGUAGUGAUACGAAGGUGACACUGAGGGAUAAUUUUAAUUUUAAGAAGACGAGACAGCCGAAAGAGUCGGUGAAUCAAGUGAAGGAGAUUGAGAAACAGCAAAAGAAGGCGUUGGAUUAUCCAAAGAAGCGUAUUUCGCCUUUAGAUUUCUCUCCUGAUAAGAUUAAUAGUUUUUACAAGAAGAAUCAGCAGAGAGAUGUUGAGCAAUUGUAUAGUAAAAGAAGUAUUGUAGAAACUGGAGGGACAGGAUGAGUGACAAAGGAGGAUAAAAGUUGUGUAUCAAUUUACCGAUACUAACAUGCCUGCAUAGCAUAUUUUAUGUCAUCAAAACUUUUCAAUCUUG
Moneuplotes crassus is the source of this 370-nucleotide messenger RNA. NCBI's taxonomy places the organism in Eukaryota, Ciliophora, Spirotrichea, Euplotida, Euplotidae. The record is from the annotation of a GenBank genome assembly.